Molecule: messenger RNA, 2947 nt
Organism: Linum trigynum
Lineage: Eukaryota; Viridiplantae; Streptophyta; Magnoliopsida; Malpighiales; Linaceae
Source: the annotation of a GenBank genome assembly
CAAAUUUAGUAGGAGAAAAUAAAAUCAAAUUACUAACGAUUCUCAAACUUAUGAUACUAACACUCCUCCGUACAAAGAAGGCAUGAAUAUCGAGCAUGCCAAGUUUGGAAAGUAGGUAGAUAAACUGAUUCAUCCCAAGAGAUGCAGUGAAGAGGUAUACAAGUUGAUAGUCAUAAUAGAUCUUUUGGGGAUCAAUUUUAGAGGGAUGGAUGAACUCAUAAGUGAAAUCACACAAUUUAUUUGAACGUGCUUUGUGCGCUCAUGAAAAAUCGAAUAGGCAACAAUAUGAAAACAACUUUAAUUCCAGCAAGACCUUAAAGUAUCACAAGUUGAUUUAUUGUAGCAUUUUGGACAUGAUACCACCAUAUCUUGAGAACAUUAUGUUGUCUUGUUGUAAACUAAUUAUGUUAUUUACCUCCUUGAGCAAGGAUUACAUACAAGCAAGUAUUAUAAAAAAAAACAAGUGAGCUUAGUGGAACACUCAAUUUUCUAGAUACUCAUUCAAGAGUAGCUCUAAUGAACAACCCAUAGACCACCCAUCCUUAAAGGUAUAAAUAAACUAUAAACUCUUUCCAUUUUUCCUUCUCUAACUCUCUUUCUUUUAUAUACACAUUAGAUAUGUCAUUUUAUGCUUUUGAGUCAUGCACCUUGGCUUUCCUUUCUCAAGUUAUCUUUUCUUUAGGGUAGUUUCACUAACUGUUGCUUGAAGGGUUCUGAGAAGAGGUUGUAACUAUUUUCCCUUGUUAUUAAUUGGGAAUAAAAGUUAUCUUCCCUUUUAAUUAUUUUCUUGAUCAUAAGUUCAUAACCAUCAAGUCCUCAACCCUAAGCAAUUUGUUGGGCCUCACCGUCCUCUUUGCUGGGUCACAUCUAUCGGCCAUCAUUUUUGCAAACCAGAGCGUCUUAUUGGGCCUGACUUGGCUAUCACCUAAACCCAUACCCCGUACUAUAUUUCAAAAAGCCCAUAGACGUCAGCCCAAUAGUCCAGCAGGCCAUCUUCCCUGUUCUCUCUCCCACGCGUGACCUCGGCGAGCCACGCGCCAGUCGCCCAAAACCCUAGAGGAAAGAAAGAGACUUUGCCGGGGAGCGGAAGCGGAGUCAAAACCUCGCAAGCUGACUCUCUCUCUCGCAUUAUAAAUUCAGCUCUCAUAAACCCUUUUUCUUCCUCCCGCUCCUCCGCCUCCUUUUAGCCUCGUUAAACCCUAAAACUCCUUUCCUCCCUCCCGUCGGUUCUCUUCAAAGUCCAUCACCAUGUCUUCCUCAAUGGAGUUUUGGGGUGUUGAGGUUAAGGCUGGGAAGCCACUUAAAGUGACUCCUGAGGACGAUGUCAUCCUCCAUCUCUCCCAUGCGGCACUUGGCGAGGCAAAGAAGACCAAGGAGAGUGAGUUUGUGCCUCUUUUCAUCAAAGUAGGCGAGAAGAAGCUUGUUUUGGGAACCCUCUCUCCUGAAACCAUUCCCCAGUUGGCGUUUGAUCUUGUCUUGGAGCAGGAGUUUGAACUAUCCCACAACUGGAAGAAUGGGAGCAUCUUUUUCACUGGCUACAAGUCGGUUCUCCCUGAUGAUGGAUAUCCUUUUUAUCACCUGCUGUUUUUAAGUGAGGAGUUUUCUGAUUUUGGUUCUGAGGAUGAGUCAGAGGACGAAGAAGAGGAGGUCCCAGUGGUGAAGGCAGAGAACGGUAAAGUUCAGAAGGCUAAGCCUGCUGCUCCUGCUAAGGCUGCGGCUGCCAAACCCGAAGCUGCAAAACCCAAAGCUAAAGCUGCUGUUGUGCCUGCUAAGCCUGAGAAUGAGUCUGAUGAUUCAGAUGAUGAUUCCGAAGGCGAUGAAGAUGAAUCUAGUGAUGAUGGAGAGGACAUGUCUGUUGAUGCUGGUGCUGAUUCAGAUGACGAUGAAGAUGAUUCAGAUGACAGUGAAGACGAGGAGACCCCAACCCCAAAGAAGCCGGAGCAGGGUAAGAAGAGGUCCAAUGACUCUGCUGUGAAAACACCCGUCCCUGCCAAGAAGGCCAAACAGGCCACACCUGCAAAGUCUGAUGGCAAGAAGGCUGUACACACAGCCACCCCUCACCCUGCCAAGAAUGUCGCGAAGACUGCAGGUAGUGCUGCGAAGACUCCGAAAUCAGGUGGCGAGUUCUCUUGCAAGUCCUGCGACAGGUCGUUUGGAACCGACGGUGCUCUCCAGUCUCAUGCCAAGGCCAAGCACACUGCCAAGUAAAGAUGGUUAAGGGGAAUUAGUUACUAAAGGGUCAAGGGAUGGUAAAUGAGAGGUUUUUGUUCGUGGGAGAGAACUUGUGGGAAUGGAUGGAUGUAUGCGAGAAAGUGAUUUUGGGUAUUUGUUGGCUGGCACAGCAUUUGCGGAUGUUAAAACAAGUUUUUGAUUCUGAUGCAUUGAGUAGUAGGUUCACUUAAUUCAGAAUUGUCUACCUUUUAUCUUAUCCUGCUCUAUGAUCACCAUGUUUGUAGCAGAUUGCCAAACAUAAUUCCAGAGAAGCAUUAAGGCUAAAAGAGACUGCAUGUUAUAAUCCAAACUUCCAAUGAGUAAUAUAUCCAGUUACAUUUUGAUAGAACACAAUACGUAGUAUCUUAGAAAGAAACACACUAAAAAAAAAGGAAGCCCUGAAGUAGUCCCCCGAAAAGAAGAUAUUCCAACUGUGGCAGCUCGUUCCAGACUCCAAACUUCCCCUGCAGGCUGUAACAUUGGGUCAAACCAGUCAGUCACCAAUCUAUAAUCUGUUCCUCGUUGAUUGUAAGUCGUCCAGCCAACACCUCCAACCAAAAACCACCUGUAAACAAAGUUGAUCAUAGGGCGAUUAUUCAACGAAGCAAAGUAUUGUUUUGGAGUAGCAGGGAUUCCUGAAACCUGCAAAAACUCGUUAACAUGUCAAGUAUUUCCUCUUGUAAUGCAAUAAAUACACAAGGAUUUGGAUCAGUGAAGAUAAAAAACCGAAUGUAUG